Messenger RNA from Sphaeroforma arctica JP610, 442 nucleotides. RefSeq lists its product as hypothetical. The record is from RefSeq and is a predicted model, not a curated record. The transcript has 3 exons. Lineage: Eukaryota; Ichthyosporea; Ichthyophonida. The annotation marks the transcript as partial.
ACUGGUAGAACGCUUGCUACACAUACCGAUAGAGUCGCCUCCGGAUAUGGCAUCGUUCUCCAUUGACGAGGGCUUGUCGUUUGGGACCAUUGAGGAACUGCUUCAGUACUAUCACCACAACAACCUCAGCUCAUCCGUACCACUACCGCUCAAGGCUCCUGUAGGCGAGCCUAAGAUCGCCUUGCGCGCUGGGGAAGAGGCGGAGGUUGAUGGGUAUCUGGUGAUGGCACUAUCCCCAGUGCAUCUGUUCCUGUGCUGCUGUUGGCGUCUGUCGGCCAUUCUCAGACCAGUUUUUCUGGUAGAAGAUGCGAUAGAGAUUGACGGGUACACAUCUGGUAAUGGCGCGUCGUUAUCCGAAUCAGUUGUUAGAAGUCAACAACGAGAUAAGAACGGUGUAGCUGUGCUUGAUGACAGUGAAGCAGACCCCUAUGCGCCUGGGUGA